Messenger RNA from Gallus gallus (chicken), 2935 nucleotides. RefSeq lists its product as uncharacterized. The coding region runs from base 1 to 1521 and encodes 506 amino acids. The transcript is spliced from 6 exons. Lineage: Eukaryota; Metazoa; Chordata; Aves; Galliformes; Phasianidae. The record is from RefSeq and is a predicted model, not a curated record.
AUGCGCCCUCCGCGAAUGCUUUUUGGGGUAAGGGCUUCCCGGGUAGGUAGUUAUGUACAGCAAGCCCAGACCGCAAAAAGAUUCGCGAAGGACAAAGUCUGCCGCGGCUCCCCACAUCCGUCGGCCGGCCGCCGCCGCCACACCAUCCACCGGACCCGCGGGCGAUCGCUCCGCCAUCCCCGCCACGCCGGGUCCCCACCCCCAUCCCCACCGAGCGCCGCUCCGAGCCCCGCGGCCCCGGGCGAGGCGAGGCAGGGCGAGGCGGCGGGGGGGCCGUCACCCCCCGGCGGGGCCGGGGCCGCGGGAGCGUGGCGGAGCGCGGCGUGUCCGCGGCCCCGCUCCGCGCGGAGGCUCCGGCGCUGGGCACAGGCGCUGCCAUCUCCACGGCUCAUUAUUCUCCAAAUCCACGACCGCGGCGCGUCCGAGAGCGCGGCCGGGACCCCCCGGCCCUCUGCUCGCCCCCCCGGCCCUACCCUGCCCGAGGGGCUCCGCGGAGGCGCGGAGCCGCCCCGCCGUCGGGGGACCCCGCUGCGGAGCCGUCGCUCGCCCCGACGGGGGCGCCCCGGGCCGCCGCCACCUCGCGGCGGGCAGCCGGGGACGCGGGGACCCGCGGCGGGCGAUCGGCACGGCAGCGUGCCGCCCCCGGCUCCGGGCAGCCCCCGGGGGCGACCCUCCCGGGGCGGGGCGGGAGGGGCGCGGGACGCCGCCUUCCGUCGCGCCGCCCGAGGUCGCGAGCCUCCGUCCCCCGCCGUCAGCGGGGACGGGGACGGGGACGGCCGGUUCCGAAAAGUUUCCGGGACGCGGCACCCAACUCCGGAGCUCCCCGCCGCCGGCCCGCGGGGAGAGAGCGGCCCGACGGUGCCCGCGGGCCGCCGCGGAAAGGCGAACGCGCGCCCACGCCGCGUCCCGCCGGGCUCACGCGCGACGCGGGGAAGGGGGACCCGCGGUGCUCGGGGGGGGAAGCUCGCCCCUCGGCCGCAACUCCGAAGUUGGCAGCUCGCCCCGCUCCGCAGAAGGGACCCGCGAGCGGCUCCGCCGAGCGCCCCGCGCCCCCCGGCCCCGCUAGCCGAGCGGCGGGCAGGGCGGCGGCGCGGGGCGGCGGAGCCCGGCACUUACCUGGCGCUGCCUCCCGGCCGCUCCGGCGGUCCCGCGCCGCGCGCCCGAUCACCACGGGGUGUUUUGGGGUUGUUUGUUUUUUUUUUUAGAAAGCCCAGAAGCGAAGCGUCCCUUCCUCCAGGUAUGUAUAUAAGUUACUGUACUGUGUGGGAGGGUCACGAUCUCGCUAGGUGCAGAAGAUUCCCCGGGAUUAACCCCUCCUCUCCCUUCCCCUCCUGCAACUUGUUGAGGAUGGCACCGCGCGCGCACGCGGAGCGGCACACGGCCGCACGCACACACACGCGGAGCGCGGCGCGGGAGCGGUCCGGUGCCCCCGACGGCGCGGUGAUUGGCCGCGCUGCUCGUGGAGAAGGGGACGUCUCAAGUCGAAGUCACGAUUUCUCCUCAGUUUGGAACCAUCUGUGACUGGAGCCAUGACGCAGCCAGAGCACAUUACUCACUUUUACAGUCACGACUUGGAAAUCCGUGCAGUUUCCAACCAAAAUUACACCGCCACCAUUGAAUUAUUUAAUAGGAUCCAGUUAAGGAGCCACCGCUUCCGAGUUCCGACGAUUGGCUGCACGUGCUGCAAGGGCUUUUUUUCCUUUAAACCCCGACCAAACAAACCGGGGACGGGUCCGUUUGUAAAUACGACCACGCGCGCUCGGGAAAGGGACGCUUCGGUUCCUACAUUCGGGGCGUCCGUGGGCGGAGUGCCGCGGUGCGGCUCCGCGGGGCUCGGCGCGAGGAGCGGCGCUUUGUGUGCCCGCGGCCGCGGCCGCAGCGCGGCAUUGUCUGCGGGAUCCGCCGGCGGUGCCGGGCUUUGUGCGGUAGGUGCACCAUUUUCUAAGCUCGCUCGUACCGCGAGGCGACGGCUGAGCGCGCUCGGCGGGAGCCGCCGCCGCGGCUAUUGUCUGCCCGUACCUCUCCCACCCCCGCAGGGCUCCGGCCGCGGCGGAGCCCCCUCCCUCCUCGGCGGCUCCGGAGCGGUGCCGCGGCGCGGGGCUGCCCGGGGCGCCCGCCGUGCCGGCCCCGCCGCGGGGCUGCGGCGCCGUGACCCCGCGGCUCGGCCCCGCGCCUCCCGUUCGGCCGUUCCCCCGCGUCGGCCGCCGAGGAUCUAUCCGCCUAAGGACGCGAAGGACGGGCGAUAAUAAAAGCAGACACCCGCACGCACACGAUCCGCAGAAGGCGUGAGCGCUUAGCGGGGAGAAACGAGGUGGGAGGAGAAGGGGGUGAUUCCCCUUUCUGCAAGAAUUCCCUGUCUCCGGGCUCCGUGCAUGCAGCAAAUGCGUUAUGGAGACGAGCGGAGCCCCCUCGCCUUAAAGAAAAGUAGAAAGGGAGCAAAACGGAGGGAUCCGAGCAUGCAGAAAGGAAAGACGAGACUCACGGCCGCUGGCUGCAGCAUGCACAGGAAAGAUCGCUACUUACCGAGCGGGAACUCCUCGGACAGGAGUUGGAAAAAAAUACUGCGGUGAUGUCCAGGUUUUCUUCCACCCGCGCUCGCUUUUUAUACAAGUGCAACCCUCUGUCUAUUUCUGGAACGCGAUCAAAACCCUGAUGCUAUUUUUAGCAGUGUCUUUGUAAAGUGGGCUUGGGAGAAAACACAACAACCACCAUGCACCACUUGGCCAUUGUGCACAAACGUGGGUUUCAGGCGGGGAUGCUUUGCCGGGAGACUGAGGUGGCUCCAUACGGUGAAUUGCACCCAGCACAAAGAAGGGCUGCUGGGGUUUUUUGUUUUUUUUUUUUUUGUUUUUUUAAUUCUCUCCUCGCCCCCUGCCUUUCUCCCCCUUAAAAAAAUACCAUCCUUUGUUUGGAGAAUAAAGGAUCUAUAAAUAUA